GUUUCUCGCGCCGAUUAACCCUAACCGCGAAUGGUAAACUUUUUUCUCUCCACUAAUAACACGCUCUCGCAGCUACGAACGAGGCCCCUAAAAAUGAGGUGAUCUCAACUCUGCCUCUUUAAUAAAGUAAACUCGUACGGUAGGACGCUUCGCGCCGGGGGCGAGGCUGGUGAGGCCCAUGAUUAGUUGCUGGGCGUGCGUCAGCCAGGCGCGAGCGGCGAGCCGCGAAUUUGUCAUUUCCCGUGGCCAGCCGAUACUCUGCUCCCACUUGAGGAAAUGGCACGACAGUUCGCCGAAGAUAUGAAGCGCAAGCAUCAAUUGAAUGAAAUACCUCAAGUUUGGAAGUCAUACUUGUAUCAGCUCCAGCAAAAAGCACCAACACCAAAGAGGAUAGUUUGCAGUAAAGAGGUUCCCAAUCGUCCAGCACACUAUGGAAGAGAGUUCCAUGGCAUGAUCUCGCGUGAAGAAGCAGAGCGCUUGCUCCAGGAAGGUGAUGGCUGCUAUCUCGUCAGGGAAAGCCAGAGAGCUCCAGGACAGUACACCCUGAGUCUGAGGUUCGGCAGCGCGUGCAAGAACUUCCGUCUUUACCACGACGGCAUGCACUACGUGGGGGAGAAGCGCUUCCUGACGCUGCAGGACCUCGUGGCGGACGGCCUGAUCACGAUGUACCUGGAGACUUACGCUGGGGAGUACAUCAACUCGAUGUGCGCCCAGUCGCGCUACGAGGACAGCCCCUACAUGACGCUCCACUCGUACCAGCGCCAGCUGAGGCAGAAGCAGCAGCAGUCCCUGCGCAUGCGCCACCGCCACCAGCAGCAACACAAGGAAGAGCAGCCACAAGCCGCGUCGCAGGAGCAGGAGGCCCACGAGUACGACAAGCCCGACGAGGAGCUUGACUGCCCUCUCCUGGACGGAAUUCCGGAAGACAUCAAUGUUCAGGACUUCGAAAAGCCCCAUGCAUUUAAGGUCAACAACUUCAAGGGCUUACCAUGGUGUGAUUUUUGUGGCAACUUUAUGUGGGGACUCAUUGCUCAGGGAGUUAGAUGUGAAGACUGUGGCUUCAGUGCCCACAAUCGGUGCUCGGAAAAGGUGCCCAAUGACUGUCUACCCGACACCAAGUAUGUCAAGCGCGUGUUUGGAGUGGACCUCACGACUCUGGUGAAAGCCCACAAUACUCCAAGGCCUUUUGUCUUGGACAUGUGCAUCAAGGAGAUUGAGCAGAGGGGUCUAGACACUGAAGGCAUUUACCGUGUCUCUGGGUUCAGCGAUGAAGUUGAAGCUCUGAGGAUGGCUUUUGAGAAAGACGGAGAAGCUGCUCCCCUGAAUGCCUCCACUUAUGAAGACAUUCAUGUUAUAGCUGGGGUUCUGAAACUGUUUCUGAGGUUGCUACCCAUCCCCCUCAUCACCUUUGACAGCUACACAAAGUUCUUCGAUGCCGUCAAGAGCAACAAGGUGGAAGAAAAGCUGGAUGCCAUGAAGGAAGCCGUCAAGUCACUGCCUCCUGCCCACUACCAAUCCCUGAAGUACCUCAUGAGCCAUCUUCAGCGGGUGUCGGAGCACCAGAAGAAGAACCUCAUGUCCCCGAAGAACCUGAGCACGGUGUUCUCUCCAACGGUGAUGCGCACUCCGGACAUCAUGGGCAUGGGGCUGGACCAGAUGAGUGCCUGGCACACAGAGAGUGCCGUCGUGGAGCUGCUCAUCAGCUACAAUCGGACUGUGUUCGUCCAGUAGUCCCCCCUCGCCGCACGCUCGUCGAGAGUGCCUGGAUGGCGUCUCCGCCCGGAUGGUGCCCGGAUGGCGUCUCCGCCCGGCGCGUCCAAAAAAAAAAAAGUGGUCCCUUGAUCCUCGACCGACGAUGUUGUAGAAGCAUCACGCCGACGCUGGCCCUGAUCUCGGCAGCGUCGCGGCGGUGACGGCAGACGUGGCGGACGCCCACGGAGGCAGGAAGCUUCCAGAGGCAACGCAACACCACCAGGAGUGAAGCCGGAAGUGCGGAGGGACACGCCUCCGACGACGACCAAUAGCAAGAACCGGCGUUGUACGAAAAGGCCUUUUCGUCCAAUGGCAUCUCUUGGUUUUGGUCGUCGUCGGGGGCGUGUUCCUCUAUGCUUCCGGCUUCACCUCUGGCGGCGUCGCGUUGCCUCCAGAAGCUUCCUACCUCCGUGCAGACUCCCAUUCUGCUGCAGGCGGUCGCUUUCCAGUUCGACUGACCGCGGAAGCUUCGGUGACUGGGGGUCGGGAUGCCGCAACGAUGGCGACGCUCUCGUUUGCUCAUGCUUCUUGCCGGGUCUUCCACGACCGACUACCGUGAUCACCACGUCUGACGGCGUGACGCUUUUGCGACAUCGUUCGUUGCCACUUUGGGACCAUUUUCGAUGCGUGGGCAGGAUGGGACGCCGGACGUGCCGGUCGGAGACACGUCCAUAGCACCGUAAGCCUCAUGGAAGCAUCGUCCUCCAACCAAAGAGUUCCCUCGUUCUCAGGUCUGUGUCUCUGGUCGUUUUACGGGAAGAACUUACGUGGGACUCGGGAAGAACUUACAUGGGACUCGUUCGUGUGGUUCCAGAAACUGAGAAUCUCCCAAUGUUUGGGCACUUUGUGAACUGAUAUGAUUGGAGCUCCGGUUCCAUGGCGUGCAGUGAAUGGUCUUGUAAAAAGCGACUGAAGGUGGCUCCAUUGACUUGUUCUCCGUAGAUGUUGGUGUCUGUGGCCGGUGAUGCAUAAUGGGAGCUCUGAAACUUUAUAUUGGCAGCAAGAAUGUUGGGGGCCCUUAAAUUUGGCCCAUUUGGCCAUUUGCAAACUUUGUGACAAAAGUGUAACAAAUUUCCUGGUGAAAAAACAAAACAAAAAGCAUGCACCUGUACGACCCAUUUCCCAUAACACCUUAAGGAAGACCCAUGGGAUGAAAGAUUGGAAAAUGAUAGUUUUAUCAGUGUACUUAACAAUUUUAAGUGGUUUGAGAGAACCUCCCAUAUCUCAUAUGCAUGAAAUACACAAAAUAUCAAGGAACACGGCAGCAACAAAAUAUUGUUGCUGCCAUGCUGCGACAGUAGUUUGUGUUUUCUACUUGUUUGAUGUAUUUGAUUAAAAUGUGGUGGACAACCAUAGCCCUACAAAAAUGUAACCAAAAAAAAAAAAAAAAUUUUUAGGUUAGGUGGUGCAAGUUACUGCCAUUAUAUAGGAUAAAGCUGUUAAUAUCCACCUAUCCAUCUAUCAAUGAUCUGUGCGUUUUUGCUAAAAAUUUUGUCACAUGGUUCUUUCAUAUGGUCUUAUGGGCUAUUGUUCAUAUAGGCGCUUGCGGUAUUUUUCCAAUGAGGUAUUGGAGAACUCUGACAAGGUAUGCAGUCAUAGAAGUGUCUGCCUAUGUUACACUUUUUGUAAUGUCAAAUUCAGAGCGUGUUUCAAGAAACAGAUGUUUAACGCUAAACAAUCAUUGACACACAAGACGCACCAUUGGAACAUAUUUGUAAAGUCACCUUUUGUAGUUACUUUUGCACUUGCUUCAUAAAGUGGAAGAUCGCUUUUCACUCUUCAUUUGGUCGCCGCGACUUUGGAGCUUCAAGUUUAAUUAUGUCUGGUACCGAGCCAACUCACCCACACUUAGUUUUGUUUCCCUGAGGUGCCACAUUAAAGGUUUCAGGUUGGUUGUUGUGAAGAUUGCCCUCCUUGUAGGAGUGCUCAUAAUGCAGGUCUAAACCCUUGCACUUGCACUUAGAGCCCUUGCCGUUUGCCAGCGGAUAUAGCUGGAGUGUGGGUGCUGACAAAAAAAAACGGCUGAACUCCCUAUAUGCUAAGGAAAUGCGUCGUAUUGCGAGCACUGCAGCUGACUCGGUUUGUUGUAGCAAAGAGAAAAGUGCCGUCGGAAAUGUCCGCACUAUAGUCACUGGCAGAACGAGAACAGCAGGGUGCGUCUUUUGGAGGCCCAACCUCCGGCACGUGCUCCAUGUCUUCCGCUGUGCUUUGGCUGCGCGCGCACACUCGAGGUGCACUAGACGCCGAAGCAUUGUCGAAGGUAGAAAGCUCACGCCAGGGGUGGGACAACUAAGGUUCCUUUCCGGCGGUCUCGCCUUGCCAGUGACUAACCAAUGUUUUUGGAAAUGGUUAGCACACAGCUCAAGUUUGUGACCUUUGCAGAGAGAGAUAACACCCUUGAGGUGGUCACAAAAAUGGCCAAAGAUUUUUUUUUACAUGCCAAGUAUGUAUUAUCUCAAAAGCACAGCACCCUUUUUUUGUUUCUUCCAGCGUGUUUGCAUUGGCACGUAUGGUUUGUGGGUAACCUUCCCCUUUUGUGGUUAGCCUAAAAAUCUAUUUUAGCUUUGCAGUCAAGGGUACACGUGCGCUCUUGGACAGUGCGGGCUGAAGUUGUCGAAUCCCGGAGAAAAGCUCAGCGGAGAAAAGCUCACCGGAGAAUAGCUCACCGGAGAAAAGCUCACCGGAGAAAAGCUCACCGCAAAACCUGCGGAUGCGGAGAAAAGCUCACCGGCAAUUGAGCGUAAGCGGAGGAAAGCUCACCGAUUUUUUCCCCUCUGUUCAUAUGGAGGCUAUUGGAUCAUGCCUAACAUAUAUCAAUUCAUGAUUAUUACAAUUUAUCAGCUUUAUAAAAAGGAAAAUGUCCUUUUUUGUAAUAUUUGUUAAGCUUAUCGGAUAUAUUGUUUUUCGUGGUUUUCUCUCUAGGUAACGAAAGCCUAACUGAAAACUUUAUGAACCUGGAGAACAGGAAAAAGUUCGGAAACUUAAUAUUGUCUGCCUAAAACCUAAAAAAA
This is a messenger RNA of Ixodes scapularis (black-legged tick), 4763 nucleotides long. Its product is annotated as N-chimaerin. Gene Ontology annotation, molecular function: GTPase activator activity. The record is from RefSeq and is a predicted model, not a curated record. Lineage: Eukaryota; Metazoa; Arthropoda; Arachnida; Ixodida; Ixodidae. Gene Ontology annotation, biological process: signal transduction; regulation of GTPase activity. The transcript is spliced from 13 exons. Bases 277 to 1731 code for a protein of 484 amino acids.